Molecule: messenger RNA, 378 nt
Organism: Ostertagia ostertagi
Lineage: Eukaryota; Metazoa; Nematoda; Chromadorea; Rhabditida; Trichostrongylidae
Source: the annotation of a GenBank genome assembly
UUCGACUCGAGUGGCUCUUGUCUCCGAAUAGAAGGAUCGAAUAGAAGCUGGCAGCGAUUUGGAGAACGAUCGACGUAUAGAGGCCAUCCAUCCGAUCGGCACGUAUACAAUCACAGUAAUGUGGAGCCGGAAUGGAUAGAACCAGAAUAUAAUGCUCGACGAUGUCCCGAUGGUUCUCUCAAGGUCAAAUUCGCAAAUGUUAUGGUGUGCUGCCUCGGUGUUGAGGACGUCGGCUAUGUGAAACACACGACUCGACUGGAGAACGGUAGUGAACGAAAGCGAAUGUGUGUCGAAUGGGGUCAUGUGGCUCGGGCUAGGCAACGUCAAAUCGAAGCUCGAAAAUGCCAACAGAUGACUGCUCUCAAUGCCACGAUGUAG